Messenger RNA from Odocoileus virginianus texanus, 5509 nucleotides. It is a transcript of the gene MON1B, whose product is annotated as MON1 homolog B, secretory trafficking associated. Lineage: Eukaryota; Metazoa; Chordata; Mammalia; Artiodactyla; Cervidae. The record is from RefSeq and is a predicted model, not a curated record. Gene Ontology annotation, cellular component: Mon1-Ccz1 complex. Gene Ontology annotation, biological process: protein targeting to vacuole; vesicle-mediated transport.
AACAGAGGAUUCUGAUGGGCUACAGUCCAUAGGGUAGCAAAAAGUCAGACAUGACUGAACAUACAUGCAAACACAUGUACACAAAGUCAAAGAAUUUAUCAAGCUCAUAGGCGCUAUAGGAACGCAGACCCUGAGGCCCCCGAGAAUAUCAGGACAGUAAAUAUGACCUUCAUUGAACAAACUACCCCAGAUGUAAGAAGAAAAUUACAAAAUUCAGAUGGUGCAUUUAGAAUGAAUGCUUCUCAGUUGGUAGAUGUUGCUUUUAACAUGAUCAACAACAGGGAACAACAACAGAAGAAAGAAGAUGCAAAGUGGACCACCACUUUCCUGGCAGCAGCGUUGGAUUCCUGGAAAGUGUGUAACUCGGAGAGAGGUAAGUCACCACUGGGGAAGGAAUGAUGCACUUACUGUAAGGAGGAAAGGCACUGGAAAAAAGAUUGCCCUGGGCUAGAACAUAGGAAGAAAACAAUAAAAGGAAGCCAGGAGCCUCCUGUAUGGUAGAAAGAGAGGAACACUCACGGUAAAUACAAGAUCUGUGUUUAAGGGGGGCAUGCAAUUCCAAUUUCUCCACAGGAGCCCCAGGCAACUUUGACGGGGAGCCAGUUGAUUGACUUUCUAAUAGAUACAGGCAUAACAUAUUCUGUGGUAAGCACCAAACUGACACAGAAAACAUCUCAAUUCACCCCAAUCACAGGGGUCUCUGAAGAAGCACAAAAUCAUUCAUCCUUACAAUCUCCAGAAUGUCAACUAGGGUACCCCACCCUGAAACACAGUUUCUUAUGCUAUGCCAGAGUGUCCAAUCCCUCUUUGGGGACAGAAUCUCCUUUGUAAGUUAAAAGCUCAAGUAACAUUUUUGCCAGAACAGCUUGACAUCAGGGGCCCACCCACCAGAGCAUGCUUUGAGCCUAAAGAUGGCGCUCAUGGAAACCCCAGAAAAGGAGAUGGAGCUCUUUCUCCCCUGAGCUAUUUGCUUUUACAUGACAGGACCCAGAAACACAGGUAGUUCAACAGUGUGCUUAGACAGACCUCCAUCAAGGAUUUAAGAAUUCCCCUACUGGAAGUGGCUCUUUUGCAGGAAACUGCCCUCAGGAGGAAGCCCCUGUCCUUGCCACCUUAGCAAAGCUAUAUUGUAACUCACUUUUAAAUCAGGCACCCCCAUGUUCUCAACUCCAACCCAAGCAUACUUUUCAAAUCUUUUAAUCUCACAAUACCUUGCCUAACUUGCUGGUUCUUUCCAUAGAUCAAAGCAGUAGACAGGAAGAAUAAGUAGUUAACAGGUGACCAGAUCUCUUCCCUAGCUUCCCCUCCAGUAGUCUGAACAUACUGUGUGAACAAGAUUAACAUCUAGGGGAAGAUCAUGAGGAGUCCACAAGCCUGCACACAGUGGGAUGGACAAGACUCUUACUCCCUACCUCAGUGAUGAACUGAGAUUACUUCCGUUUCCCUUUCAAGACUUUCAGGGCUGAAGAGAAUCUUCAGAAGUGGCUUCCUGGGGACGCUGAGUCCACCUUCUCCCCAGAUUGCUGCCCUUCUGAUUAAAAGCACUUUUUCUCUCCACCAACAUUUGUGAGCAUUGAUUUUGUAAGGGGUGAGCGGCAGGACCUGCUUCACUGGGUCACUACUUUGGGGAAACCUCGGCUAGGGACCUCAGAAACUUAACACUGGUCAAAGGACUCUUACUUCAAUAUGUGGACAAUUUGCUCACAGCGAGUUCUACAUAUGAGAAAGGUCUACAAAACACCAUCAGAGCUCUGAACUCUUUGGCCAAUUAUGGAUAUAAGGUCUCCCAGAAAGAGGCCCAGACAUGUCAGCAACAAGUUACCUAUGCAGGUCUUUUCCUUUCCUAAGGACAGUGGGACCUUUCGCCCAACAGACAACGGGCAGUUCAGACUGAAGAACACCCAAGACCCACAGGCACCUGAGGGUCUUCCUGGGAAUGGCAGGAUUCUCUCAGAUUUGGGUCCCAAAUUAUGGGCUCAGAGGAACACUCUUCUAUGAGGCUUGAAACGGACAUGAUCUUGAGUCCCUUACUUGGACUAAAGAGUACCAGACAGCCUUUGAAACAAUAAAAACAAAGUUAGCCUCAGCCUGACCUUUAAAACUGUAUGUCCAGAAGAGACAAGGCCUGAGUCUUGGGGGUGUUAAUUCAAGUCUGGGGAAUGACCCCCUGACUACUUCUCAAAACAACUAGUACAGACUGUUAAGGGGUGGCUCCCUUUCCAUCCAGCUGUAGCAGCUACAUGUGACAGGCUUCAGGAAGCUGACAAGUUUACCCUGCGGCAAUCCACCACUGUGAAAGUCCCUCCUCACAUCCUUUCUUUACUGGAACGAAGAGGGAGCUAUUGGCUGACUUCUGAGAGAAUUCAGGAGUAUUCUCUUAGACAAUCCCAAUUUAAGACUUUCCAGAGGUCACUUCAGCCUGAAAUCCAGCCACAUUUGUUCCUGAUUGAUGCUUCACACCCCUCAAUGCACAACUGCCUACACGUCACUGCGCUAGUGUACUGUAGCAGACGGAACUUAACGGACCAACCCUCCACUGAACCUCAUGUGGGACUGAUCAGGGAUGGAAGCAGCUUCAUGGACCAGAAAUCAUCGCUCUGACAAAAUCCCUACUAAGCACUGAAGACAAGGGAGUAAAUAAACACACACACACACUCUCACUGUGCAUUCUCCCUGUUGCACACUCACGGGCAAUCUGGAAAGAAUAGGGGCUCCUCAGUCAAACCGUUAAGACAGAAAGCAUGCUUCUGAAAUCCUGUCACUAUUAGAAGCGGUCCAUAAGCCCUCCCAAGUGGCCGUAAGGCCACCAAAAGGGUAAAACUCAUACAACAGAGGGCGACUCGUUAGUUGCCCAAGCUGCAAAAAAAGCCAGCAAAGAAGGUGAUGAUCAAGCUUUGAUGAGGUCAAGGAGGAAUCAGGAGUCUGCCAAAGGCACGCCCACAAGCGCCCGGGUUAGGCCUGGGCUCCUAACCUGCAUAGUCUCACCCACAGAGCCCCAUCCUUGGAAGUGAGGUCAGCUCCACCUUUCGCUAGUUUGGGCAGGGCCUGGUCAGCCUACACAUUGCCUUCGCAAACUCACCCUUCUGCGCCACGAGCUUCCCUUUUUCCAGAGGCCGCCAAGCCCUUAGGCUGCCUAAAUCCCCAGAAACCCACGAAAAGUUCCUGCCUCUGAGAGGCCCGCCUUUCACCUUAGCAACGGAACCCCUUAAGUUGGCCAGCCUGCGCACGGCACUCCGAUUGCGGGCGGCCCCUGUCCGUCAAGCAUUUUCUCUCUGUCCAGUGUCCACUCCACCUUCCUGCCCCUGCCUUUCCUGGAGGAUAACGGAGGAUGAAGUUUCCUCCAUUCUGGCGCGCCCCAUCUAUCAAGACAGGCUGCGAGCUUCCUCCAGCGAAGAGAGGAAUAGGCCCCAGCCUUCCAUUGGGUCCGGAGAAAUGUCAGUCAAGGGAUGGGCGGGUACAACAGCGACCUGACGCAAGGUUUCCGUGGAGACACUUCUCAGACUGAAUGGGGCGGGAUGACCUGAGGGGACCGGCUUCGCUUUAUUGGGCCACAGGCGAGGCAGUCCGCCUUCCGUACUCCGGAUUGGCUGAGCGCGAGCCGCGCCCCCCUCACGCCGGCGGCUUUCGCACGAGAAGUGGGCCCAUUUCACCCCAGUUGUAGCCACACGUGCCCUCGCGGUGGGAGUGAGUGCAGUCCGGGCCGGCCAGAUCUGUCGUAGACCCAGGAGCAGCGCGGGCCUCUUCAACGGGAUGUGCAGAUGGAGGCCGGAGGAGACACUGCUGCCCCAGCCCCUGGGGAUGCGGAGGACUUGGAGGAGAUGCGGUUCCCCAGUGAGGAGGCUGAAGACGGUGGAGGGGUUCACAGGGACUUACCCGAUCCUGGAGAUGCAAGCUUGGAGAAAGCAGGAUCCAAGACCAAGGACCAGUCACCUAGCCUGCUGCUCCAGUCAGAGGCUCCAUCAUGUACCUGUGGGCUCUGGAGCCCCGCAGCCUCCGAGGGCAGUCCUCUGGGCUGCCCUGAGACUGGCUUAGGGGGCCCUGGUGGGGACCCAAGCGAUGAGGACUGGCGCAGCAAACGGAAGCACGUGUUUGUGCUGAGUGAGGCCGGCAAGCCCAUCUACUCGAGGUACGGCAGCGUGGAAGCCCUGUCGACCACCAUGGGUGUGAUGACAGCCCUGGUGUCCUUCGUGCAGAGCGCAGGAGAUGCCAUUCGCGCCAUCUAUGCUGAGGACCACAAGCUGGUGUUCCUACAGCAGGGCCCGCUCUUGCUGGUGGCCGUGUCAAGGACUCCUCAGUCAGCCGCCCAGCUGCGUGGGGAGCUGCUGGCCGUGCACGCACAGAUCGUGAGCACCCUGACGCGCGCCAGUGUGGCCCGCAUCUUUGCGCGCAAGCAGAACUACGAUCUCCGCCGCCUGCUGGCCGGCUCAGAGCGCACCCUGGACCGACUUCUGGACAGCGUGGAGCGGGACCCGGGGGCCCUGCUGCUGGGCGCCGUGCGCUGCGUGCCUCUGGCUCGCCCGCUGCGGGACGCGCUGGGCACGCUGCUCCGACGCUGCACGGCGCCCGGCCUGGCCCUCUCGGUCCUGGCGGUGGGCGGUCGCCUGGUGACAGCCGCCCAGGAGCGGACGGUGCUGGCCGAGUGCCGGCUGGACCCCGCCGACCUGCAGUUGCUGCUGGACUGGGUGGGGGCGCCGGCCUUCGCCGCGGGCGAGGCCUGGGCGCCCGUGUGCCUGCCUCGCUUCAAUCCUGAUGGUUUCUUCUACGCCUACGUGGCCCGCUUGGACGCCAUGCCCGUCUGCCUGCUGCUGCUGGGCACCGACCCCGAGGCCUUCCAUGACAUGGCCACCUGCCGGCGCCUGGUCGAAGAAGGCAUGCACUCGCUUGGAGCCAUGCGUGCCCUCAGGGAGGCUGCCAGCUUCUCGAAUGCUGCAUCGGCCAGUGCCUCGGCCUACAGUGUGCAGGCUGUGGGCGCUCCCGGCCUCCGGCACUUCCUCUAUAAGCCACUAGACAUCCCUGACCAUCACCGCCAGCUGCCCCAGUUUACCAGCCCCGAGUUGGAGGCCCCCUACAGCAGAGAGGAGGAGCGACAGCGCCUGUCUGACCUGUACCACCGCUUGCACGCCCGGCUGCACAGCACCUCCCGGCCACUGCGCCUCAUCUACCAUGUGGCUGAGAAGGAGACCCUUCUGGCCUGGGUGACCUCCAAAUUUGAGCUGUAUACCUGCCUCAGCCCCCUGGUGACCAAGGCAGGUGCCAUCCUCGCAGUGACCAAACUCCUGCGUUGGGUGAAGAAAGAGGAGGAUCGGCUCUUCAUUCGUUACCCACCCAAGUACUCCACACCCCCAGCAGCCCCAGUGGCCUCCACGGACCAAGCUUCCCACAAUGGCUUGUUUACUGGCCCUUGAGAGGCAGAGCUCCCAGACUGGGCAGUGUUGAGAACCACCACCUUGGGCUUUUACCUUCUGUCUUCACCCUGGAAAUGGGGCAGGGUUGGGGGGUUGGUGGCGGU